This is a messenger RNA of Corvus hawaiiensis (hawaiian crow), 1469 nucleotides long. It is a transcript of the gene DBX2, whose product is annotated as developing brain homeobox 2. The coding region runs from base 200 to 1138 and encodes 312 amino acids. The record is from RefSeq and is a predicted model, not a curated record. Gene Ontology annotation, molecular function: DNA-binding transcription factor activity, RNA polymerase II-specific; DNA binding. Lineage: Eukaryota; Metazoa; Chordata; Aves; Passeriformes; Corvidae. The transcript has 4 exons. Gene Ontology annotation, biological process: regulation of transcription by RNA polymerase II.
CUUCCAGCCCGGCGGAGAGGCGCCGCGUCUCCACGGACAGCCUCGCCGAGCUCUCCGCUCCGCUCCCCACAGCCCUCGGAGAGGCGCCCCGCCAGCCCGCCCGGCCCCAUAGCCCGGCGCCCCGUCCCAGCCCAGUGAGGGGCCGCGGCGGCCGGGCCGGGCUGGGCAGGGCAGAGCGAGGAGGGUAGAAGCCCUCGCUAUGCUGCCCAGCGCCCUUUACUGGGACCUGGUGGGCUCCUCGGCCCUCCUCAACCUGCCGGCGGCACCGGGCUUUGGCAACCUGGGCAAAAGUUUCCUCAUCGAGAACUUGCUACGGGCCGGGGCGCCGCCGAGCCCUGCCCAGCUCCGUCCCCUCCCCGCCAACCCCGUGCCCCUCAAGCUGUGCCCCGCGGCGGAACAAAUCAGCCCCUCAGGGGGUCCCUUCCCGGCAAGAUGGGCUUUCCAAGUGCUAAACCCCUCCGCGGCGGACGGCGGCCGCCCGCCAGCGCGGGCCGCGGCGGCGGAGAGAGGCGGCGUCUUCCCGCCGGCAGCCACAGCUCUUUCCAAACACUUUUUUCUCCGAGCCCCGCCAUUCUACUCAGCAUGCUGCGGUGGGUCCUGUCAGCACCCUGCAUCCCCCACUGCUUUUCCAAGGGAGGAAAGUGUACUGCCUCUUCUGAGCCAGGAGUCCAACUCCAAAUCCCGGAGAGGCAUAUUAAGAAGAGCUGUCUUUUCUGAAGACCAGAGGAAAGCUUUGGAGAAAAUGUUCCAGAAGCAGAAGUAUAUUAGUAAAACAGACAGGAAGAAACUGGCCCUUAACCUGGGUCUAAAGGAGUCUCAGGUGAAAAUUUGGUUUCAGAAUCGAAGGAUGAAAUGGCGAAACUCCAAAGAAAAAGAAGUGCUUUCUAACAGGUGCCUCCAAGAAGGUCUUCAGAACUACCUCUCACGAUCUACCAUGAAUUUUACCUCCCCAUGCCCAUCUGUGUGGGAAGUGUCUGAAGAUCAGGCAAGUCCAAGGUGGAGGGAGAAUUCUCCAGGAAGUUCUGAAAGACUGACUAGUACACAACCACCUCCAAGGGCAAAUUCAUCGCAGAGCCCACUCUAUUUGUAUCCUGACCAAGACACUGCAAACAAGGCAUCAUUAAGUGUAAGGGAGUAGGGGAAGUUUGUAAAUUGAGCAGGAGAGUGCAGGCUUCAAAUGAGCAGUCUUUUAAGAUUAACAAUAUUUGAACAUUGUAAAGCUAACUAGUUUAUGCUUCAAAAAUAUGUAAAGUCUAACACCAUUAAAAUUACAAACAACUAAUGACUUCAGAAUUAUUCUUCAAUACUCAGUCUUUUCUUGUGUCUUUUCCAGUCUGGUACUGACCUUAAAAGUAAAAUAGGAACUGAUGGUAAGUAAAAUGAAGAGAAGAGCAUGAAGCUGAAUUUGUGCUCUGAUUUAUACAACUGCACUGUAUGUGAAGCUCAUUAAAAACACACUUAAUAGAGAA